This is a messenger RNA of Schistocerca gregaria, 420 nucleotides long. Its product is annotated as translation initiation factor IF-2-like. Bases 1 to 420 code for a protein of 139 amino acids. The record is from RefSeq and is a predicted model, not a curated record. NCBI's taxonomy places the organism in Eukaryota, Metazoa, Arthropoda, Insecta, Orthoptera, Acrididae. The transcript is spliced from 2 exons.
AUGCGGAAUAUGGUUUACGCCUCCCUGAGGGCUGUGUCGACGUCGGGACCAGCUGUCGCCGUCUGCCCCACCGCAGCGCAGAGGGACCGUCGGUGUCGCCGCGGCGGCGGCCAGUGCCGAGUGCGGCGUCGGCGGGCAGAGAGCGUUGCUGGCGCGUCGGUGGCCGCUCGGCGCGGCAGCCUGGCAGCUACUGGCGCCGCCGCCGCCGCCGCCGCCGCCGCAGGCCCGGGCGGCCCGCCGUCCCCGGCCAGCAGCGGUCGCAGCCAGCGCGCCCGCCGCCCGCCUCCUCUGCGCGCACGUACGGCGCGCAUCGCCCCGCCUCCCGCCGCCGAUGGCAACACGCGGACCGGCGAGCCACCGCGGCGCCUCGCAGGUGCACCGCCGCGGCUGCUGCCAUCCGGGGCGAACGUGAGCCGGUAG